Molecule: messenger RNA, 939 nt
Organism: Naegleria lovaniensis
Lineage: Eukaryota; Heterolobosea; Eutetramitea; Acrasida; Naegleriidae
Exons: 1
Coding region: 1-939 (312 amino acids)
Source: RefSeq, a predicted model, not a curated record
AUGGAACUCAUGUUUGAUAGUGAAUGCUUUGAAAAAUCGUGUAAAUAUUCACUUUUACGUUUCUUUUUCUAUACUCCACCAUUUGUGAAAUAUGUGAAAGAAUGUGAAUUUUCAAACAACUUGAAAUGGAAAUUCAACAAAACCAUGAUGUUUCGAGAAAUUGAAUUGAAAAAUUUACAUGUUUUCAAUUAUGCCACGAGAGAACUCUUACUGAGCAAUGAUUUCAAAGAUGAUUUAAUCGAUUACUUGUUGUAUAUUAAAUGCUGUCCACCUGAACUUGCCAGAAAUAAGAAAGACUUGGCAAAAAGUAUUGAUCACAUUGGUGACUGCUUUCAAAAAUCAGCACAAUGUCAAACCAACCUCUCGGACGACCUUAAAAACGAUCGAGAAUUUUGGAACUGCUUCAUUCUUGACCGUUAUUAUGAAUUUUUCAAUGUUCCAGAACAUUUACAACAAGAUCGCGAGUUCAUUCUUCCAUUGAUUUCAAAACAAGGAAAAUUAUUACAGUACUUGGGCCCAUUGUUGCGAAAUGAUUUUACUAUAGUCAUGAAGGCUGUUUCUCAGAAUGGUCUUUGUCUUGAAUAUGCUCCUUUAGCAUUGCGAAACGACCACUCUAUUGUAAAAGCUGCCACUUGUCAAAAUCCUCUCGCUCUUCAAUUUGUCCCAACUGAGCUGCAACCUGAAUGGAAGGAGAAAUUUCUUGUUGAGAUGUAUCAAGAUCCCACAAAAGCAUGCGCCCUAUUAGAAAUAUUUCCAGAAGAAAUGGGCAAUAAUGAACAAGUAGUAUUAACAUCUGCCAAAUGUCACAAAGAGUAUCCACACGCAUUCAAGUUCGCCAGUUCUAAACUAAAACGUUCUCGAGAUUUUGUAUUGAAAUUCAUCGAACAAGGAGGGGGUUUAUGUCUGGCCUACGUUCCCAUUGAAUUUAUAGAGGAUUGA